Molecule: messenger RNA, 417 nt
Organism: Humulus lupulus (European hop)
Lineage: Eukaryota; Viridiplantae; Streptophyta; Magnoliopsida; Rosales; Cannabaceae
Product: putative receptor like protein 25
Exons: 2
Coding region: 1-417 (138 amino acids)
Molecular function (GO): protein binding
Source: RefSeq, a predicted model, not a curated record
AUGGUGGAAAAACGAGAUCACAAUGAAUUACAUCCGGGAGGCAAUACCUUUAUGGUGGGUGUACCUUUUGGUGAGAAUCGUAUAUUAUUCUUUGAUUUAGUAUCACUAGUGAUUAUGUGGAAAGGAGUGUACCUUGAGAAUGAAAAGAUUUUUGGAUCAUUAAGACUCAUUGAUCUUUCAAGCAAUCAAUUGACUGGACAAAUUCCAGAAGAAUUAACACAUCUUGUUGAAUUAACUCAACUUAACCUAUCAUGGAACAAUUUGCAUGGAGCAAUCCCAAAGGAGGUUGGGAAAUUGAGCAAUCUACAAUCACUUGAUUUGUCCAACAACAAGCUCUCCGGUGAAAUUCCCUCUAGCUUAGCAACAAUAUCAUUUUUGAGCUACUUGAAGUUGUCGAACAACCGAUUGAAACCUUAG